GGAAAUCCGACGCUUGUCUCGUAAGGUCGAGGUGAAUAUCUUGCAGGCUGCUGUCCUGCCCAUGAAAUAAGGAAUCAAAAUCGACCGAGAAACUUUACACAUUCUGAACAUGAGACUAACUUUGAAGUGUAUAUUACUUAUUAUCGCCACGGUGUCCAGAAUCGCUUGUCAAGGAAAGAAAUUCGUUCGUAUUACCGGCGGAAGUAAUGAACUAGAAGGACGCGUGGAAAUUCAUUUCAAAGGAAUCUGGGGCUCAGUAUGUGACGAUGACUGGGACAUCAAUGAUGGUCACGUGGUGUGUCGUAUGCUAGGGCACGUGAGGGCUGUUCGAGUGUCGUGUUGUUCUAAGUACGGCCCGAGCGCGUCAGGACGUGUAUUAUUGGACGAUGUCAACUGUACUGGUAACGAGGACUCGUUGGUCAAGUGUAGACGGCGUUUGGCGGGAACACACGAUUGUGACGUGUAUCGAGAAUCUGCUGGAGUCGUCUGUCAGGGAAAGUCGUCAGCCUUAAGGCAGAAUGUUCGUCUUGCUGGUGGUCCAGACGUCCACGAAGGGCGAGUCGAGGUGUUCCACGAUGGAGAGUGGGGUGCAAUCUGUGACGACAAUUGGGAUCUAAAAGAUGGUCACGUGGUAUGCAACAUGUUAGGUUUUGGUCUAGCAGUCAGYGUCUCAUGUUGUAGUCAGUAUAGUAUCAGUGAUUCAAAGAAGAUUUGGCUAGAUGACGUCAAGUGUAAAGGACACGAAAGUUCCAUCAUGCAAUGCGCAAAGCGUGCGUGGGGUCAACAUAACUGUAACAACGAGGAGGUGGCUGGAGUGGUCUGUAAGGAGCCCAAGAAAACUCAAGGUCUGAUAUUCCGACUGGCCGGUGGUCGGUUUCCUCACGAAGGUCGCGUCGAGGUUCUCCAUAACGGCGUUUGGGGUGCAGUGUGUGACGACUACUGGAAAUUACGCAACGGACACGUGAUUUGCCGUCACCUUGGUUACAAGCGCGCGCUGAGCGUAUCUUGCUGUAGCAAGUAUGGUUCCAGUCUGAGCACAAAACUGUUUUUAGACGAUGUUAAUUGUGAAGGAGGAGAGAACUCGCUGUUGUCAUGCCAACAUAGUUUCUUCGGGACGCAUAACUGCGACAGCUAUAAAGAAACGGCAGGAGUAGUUUGUGAUAAAGAUACCCUUAACACAGAGCCACCACUGAUAUCUUGUCCGAAAGGUUUUCAGCUCACAAAAGAUCGAUCAAACUGUACCGAUAUCGACGAGUGUAGAGAUAACACGCAUAAAUGUAUUCAUCAGUGCGUUAAUACUAUUGGUGGAUAUAAGUGUACUUGUCCAUCAAGUUUCCAAGGCAACGGCCAGGAUUGUGAAAAAAAAAACGAAUUGUCGACAUCAGAAUCGAAGGGAGUUCGUCUGAUGGAUGGUCAAGGCCCACACGAAGGCCGCGUUGAAGUCUGGAAAGACGGAGUCUGGGGAACAAUCUGUGACGAUUACUGGGAUCCACGUGAUGGCCACGUGGUCUGCCGCAGGCUUGGCUACCGUCGAGCCAAAAUGGUCACGUGUUGUAGCAGCUUCAAAGGAAAUCAUUCGCUUAAGAUGAUGUUGGACGAUGUGGGAUGCAAUGGAGAUGAAGACUCAUUGUUCUCCUGUUCUCAUAGUGAUUGGGGUGUCCAUGAUUGUGACGAAAAGACGGAAGAAGCUGGGGUUAUUUGUACUAACGCGGCAGAGCCUACACCUAUGUCUCCAGUUGAUUCGAUUUCAUCAAGAACUAAAUUCCGCCUCGCUGGUGGCAGAACUUCAAAUGAAGGUAGAGUUGAAAUCUUCUACCGCAACCAAUGGGGAGCUGUUUGUGACGACUCUUGGAAGCUAAAAAAUGGUCAUGUAAUAUGCCGACAAUUAGGGUAUGAACGAGCUGUCAGCGUGUCGUGCUGUAGUAAGUACGGACCGAUAAAAGGUGGGGUAUUUUGGAUGGAUGAUGUAAGGUGUAGAGGCAACGAGAAAUCUCUUUUUGAUUGUCGACGAAGAGAGUGGGGAAAGAAUGACUGUAACAAGGAAGAAACAGCCGGUGUGGUGUGCUACAAGGAAGGCAUUACUCUGCCUACAGGAGUAUCUCCCACGUCUGCACCUACUUUACGUAUUACCGGUGGUCCAAAUCGUCACGAAGGUCGAGUAGAAGUCUUUAGAGAUGGUGAAUGGGGAGGGGUGUGUCAUAAAGGAUGGGAACUAAGGGAUGGAGAUGUGUUCUGUCGUUCUCUUGGAUACGAGCGUGCCAGUAGUGUGUCCUGUUGCAGCGAGUACGGGCCAAGUGCCUCUGGACAAAUAUGGCUGACUGAUGUGCGUUGUCAAGGCUACGAGACCUCGUUCGAUGAUUGUCCUUCUCGAAGAAGGGAAUAUUAUGAAUGUACUUCGUAUGAUUUAGCAAGCGUGAAGUGUCUGUUUGGCACAGUAACAAUUGCACCAACACCAGGCAUACCCGACAUCCAGGUUCGUCUGGUCGGAGGCUACUUCUCCAACGAGGGAGCUGUUAAAGUUCUGUACGGGAAAGAAUGGGGAGCAGUCUGUGACGACAACUGGGGCAUGAAAGAAGGUCACGUGGUCUGCCGAAUGUUAGGUUACAAGAGAGCAAGGAGUGUUUCUUGUUGUAGUAAAUACUCUGCAGUCCGUUCAGGGCGGAUCUGGUUGGAUGACAUUGAUUGUCAAGGAACAGAAGACACGUUGGCCAAAUGUACACAUGGGAAGUGGGGUCAAAAUAAUUGUAAUCUUAAUGAACUGGCUGGCGUGGUGUGUCACACAGAUAACCCCCCUGUCAGAUCAUCUGUUGUUUACCCACCUCCUGUCAAAGUUCGACUGUCAGGGGGUCCUUAUCAGCAUAUGGGUCGGGUUGAGGUGUUUUACCGAGGAGAAUGGGGAGCUGUUUGCGACGAUCUCUGGGACUUAAAUCACGGUCACGUGGUCUGCCGUAUGUUGGGAUAUAAACGAGCAUUUAGGGUAUCGUGCUGUAGUAAAUAUGGACCAAGUGUCUCCAAAAAGAUAUGGCUAGAUGAUGUAAGGUGUACUGGGAACGAACGGACGUUGAUGGACUGUAAGCGACGACAAGAGGGAGAACAUGACUGCAGUAAUAAAGAGACUGCUGGAGUUGUGUGUGAGGUUGAAGCACAAAACAAGACUUCGUCUAAGGCGCUUGGAAAGUUUCAUAUACAAGAGAAAAUUCCCUCUUCAGCUUCAUUGACACUACCUCCCACCUCGCCAACAACAAUCGGCUUCCAAUCUCGUCCUGUCCGUAUUGUUGGAAGUUCAAAAUUUUGGGAGGGCAGAGCGGAAGUACGUCAUGACGGGAAGUGGGGAGCGAUAUGUGGCACCUCAUGGAAUCUACAAGCUGGUCACGUGUUUUGCCGCAUGUUAGGACUUGAGCGAGCCGUGAGUGUGUCAUGCUGCAGCAAGUACGGUCCUCAUUGGACUUUUAACAUGUUGCUAGAUGGUGUGAAGUGCACUGGUAACGAACGGUCCAUUUUAGACUGCGCGCACAAGAGGCUUGGUACCCACAGUUGUAAUGUCAAGACAYAAGCAGCAGGCGUGGUGUGUUACUAUGGACCGAGAAAAGUCUACACACCCAUUCCAAGAACAACAGUGCAGAUGGGAGGAAAAAGAAUUCGCUUGGUUGGCGGAAAAACCCCGAACGAGGGACGGGUCGAAAUAUUCUUCCGUGGGGAGUGGGGUGCAAUUUGUGAUGACAGCUGGCGAUUACGCAAUGGUCACGUGGCCUGUCGUAUGCUUGGUUACCCGGGAGCAGUGAAGGUCUCUUGCUGUGAUUCAUACCCAGGCAAGCGGGCUAGCAGAAUUUGGAUGGAUGAUGUGCAGUGUAAGGGAACAGAGAAAUCGUUAUUUUCGUGUCGACAUCGCGACUGGGGGCAGCAUAACUGUAAUUUUAAUGCAUUGGCUGGAGUUGUGUGUAUGUUGCAGCCCAGAAGCACACUAGCACCUGUAUAUGAGUGCGGUAACAAACCAGAUCUCCCUGUGCGGUUCGGUACCAGUGUCAACGGACAAAGGAAAGAAUCUUCGGAACCAGGCCACUGGCCGUGGCAGGUCAUGAUUAUGAAUCGCAGAGGCUUCCAGUUUUGUACUGGUGCUUUGAUAGGUUAUGAAUGGGUAUUGACAGCAGCUCACUGUUUUGAUCGUAUCAGACGACCCAAGGAUAUCAUAAUAAGGUUGGGCGCAUUCAAGGUAUCUCCAACAUCAUUCCUCUGGGUGCAAAAUAUUCCUGCUAUAGCUGUUUACAGACAUCCCCUCUAUGGGAGCCCUGUGAGAUAUUCGAAUGAUAUCGUCCUCAUCAAGCUCUUUCGGCAAGCAAAAAUAAAUAGACGAGUGGACUUGGUGUGUUUGACCAAUGACACCAAGCUCUUUGCCCAAGGUACAAACUGCUGGACCUCUGGCUGGGGUCUUCUUUUGAACCCGACGGAUCGUUCGCCCGUUCUCCAGCAACUCUCCGUAUCAAUCAAGCCUCGGUCCUACUGCAGAAACUAUCGCAGACCUACACUCCACGAAUCAAUGAUCUGCGCAGGAAACAGUGAAAAGGGAUCUGACUCGUGCAGUGGAGAUUCCGGGGGUCCUUUGGUGUGUCAGAACGAGGGAAGAUGGUACCUAAACGGACUGUCUUCGUACGGUGGAGACUGUAAACAAAAUGGUCCUUAUGCUUUGUAUAGCAAUGUGCCUCGUCUUAUUAAGUGGGCUUAUAGUAUUAUGGAUAGAUAUUCAUAAGUAAAUGAGGGGAUUAGACUUGUAGUGUAUAAAUAUAUUUAGAUCUGUGAGGACGCGGCAGCUCCGUCGAGUUGGAAGCCUAGGGGUGCAGGCUAUUGAACAAAGUCUCAAGUAUCAGCGAUUAUAAUAUAAAUCCCAAAGCGCAAAAGCUACAGCAAACUGCAAACUGUACAAUAGUACUUGUCAAGGGAGAGCGAGCGAAAAUAGAGGAGGAAGAGAGAAGAAAAGAGUUAGAGAGAGAGAGAGAGAGAGAGAGAGAGAGAGGUGAUGAAUAAAUGAUCUAGUAUAUCAAGUUAGCCGCUAUCUGCACAUAGUUGCCAUGCUCGCCAUAUUAUUCUCGACAGCAUUUUUCAUUAUACAUAUAUCAUUUAACCGAUUGAUAGAAAAAGAACAGCAUACCCAAGGUAUCUGUUUUCGGCAAGACAAAACUUGUUGAACAAACUGUUUAUUAUCUGACAAGAGAUGAAAAGAACCAAAAUCAUUUGUCAACUGGUAUCUUGAAUCAUUACUCUACAAGCGCGGGUUUUGUUUAUAUUAGCCUGUUUUCUACCGUGAUAUUUUAUCUCGUGCAGCCGAAUGCCUUCGCCGACCCCUUUCGUAAGUGGCCGUCACCAUGUGGAAGCUAGUUAUUGAUCAUUAUCACGAUACCAGUCGAGAGGAAGAAUGUUGAUAGCGGUUAAAUGUCUGCAAUAGCUAUGAAUGUUUUUAUCAAAAAGCUAUUGAAAUGGAACAAUUAGAGCUGCGCAUUUAAAGGAAAGAUAGACGGCGUACGAAUUUGUAAUGCGCGUGCGCAUAUAUAUAAAAAAAAAUGGCUAAUGUUACAUAAA
Messenger RNA from Actinia tenebrosa (Australian red waratah sea anemone), 5571 nucleotides. RefSeq names its product scavenger receptor cysteine-rich domain superfamily protein. The record is from RefSeq and is a predicted model, not a curated record. Gene Ontology annotation, biological process: proteolysis. NCBI's taxonomy places the organism in Eukaryota, Metazoa, Cnidaria, Anthozoa, Actiniaria, Actiniidae. Gene Ontology annotation, cellular component: membrane. Gene Ontology annotation, molecular function: serine-type endopeptidase activity; calcium ion binding.